AUGGCACAUGAGAGAGUUGAUAUCAGUGUUUUGGUUGUGGAUAAUGAUGAUACUUCUUUGGCCAUUGUUGCUAAUGUACUCAACUCAUUAGGAUACAAAGUUCUCUCUACCAACAGCGCCCUAAAUGCUUUGGAGAUUCUUAGAGAGUUCAGAGGCUUUAUUGAUCUUCUCAUUACAGAACUUCAUAUAUCUGGGAUGAAUGGAUUUGAAUUUCAAAAGUGUGUUGAAAAUCAAUUCCACAUACCAGUGCUAAUUAUGUCUGCAGAUGGAAGAAGUACUGUAAUUUCCAAGAGUUUUGCAAAUGGUGCAGCACAAUAUAUUUUGAAACCCUUUUCUGCGGAUGACUUCAAAGACAUUUGGCGAUAUGCAAAGAAACUAUCUAUUCAAAAUAAUGAAGGGGGGUCAGUACCAGGUGAUAACACUUCUAUUCAGGAUGUUAACUCAGCAACAUCAUCGAAUAUGAACAAGAGAAAAAGGAAGUAUUGCCCAAGAAUGAGUUCCCAAAUGAAUAAGGAAGGCCAAAGUGAAGAAAGCUCUAGGCUUGUAAAGAAACCAAAGGUUGUUUGGACAACAUAUCUUCACAACCGCUUUUUGCUUGCCAUAAAACAAAUUGGAUUGGAGAAGGCUGUCCCAAAGACAAUUGUUCGAGUCAUGAAUGUGCCAAACUUGACUAGAGAAAAUGUUGCUAGUCACUUACAGAAAUAUCGCAUAUUCCUAAAAAAAGUAGCAGAUAAAGGAUUGCUUGAGGGCUUAUCUAACAGAGAUCUAAGGUCAAGGUUUGCCUCUGGCCUUUCAGCAUCAAUGAUAAAUGACAUCCAAGCAAAACGUGAGAAAUCUCGUGUUCCUGCACAACAAUUUAUAAAAAGAAUAGAACAUCAAUCAGGUUAUGGAGGAAUAGCCAAUGUUGUUAAACCUUACAACAAUGUUUCAAGUGUGACUAACACUCCACUUGGAAGAUUACAUCAAUUUCCCCAUCCAUGUCACAAAGGCUUGAACUUGAAUACAAUGCUUCACAACCAACGUCAUGGUAGUUCUUCGAAUCAAGCAAGACUUGGAGCACAAUAUUCAAGCUUUGGAAGCAAUGCCAGGGCCAAUAAUAUCCAGCAAAAUAUGUUGGGAAGCUAUGCUAACCAACCAUAUUAUGCACAAAGCUCUUACAACAAUGCUGGUGUUGUCUUUCCAUCAGAUGGAGUAAUGGGACAUGGCUUGAUGAAUUUUACAAAUGGCCUAAGAGGAGGUAUGAACCAUGGUGCCAACCAAUUUAUGUAUCCAAACUAUGGUUCAUUUGGAAAUAAUCACAACUUAAGCAAUGGUCAAGGAGUGUUUGCCUCUACUUCUAAUGCUGGGGAGGGCUGUUCAAGGGAGCUUCCAAAAGAAAAUAUUCAAGGGAACCUAACACUGCCUCAACAACAACUACAGGGCAAUGUUGCAGAAAAUGAUAUUGGUACUUCAAUUGGUGAGAACAAUUUCAACCAGCUGAACGAAGAUGACUUUUCUGAUCUUUUCAUGAUGCUAGAUGAAAUGGAUCUAAAUGAGACUGGAGAGAACCAUAAUGCAAAUGAUUUUUUGAAGUCUGACUUUUCAAUCUCUAAUCACGCUGUGGAGUCCCUUGAAAAGAUGGGAGGUGAUGACGAACAUGCGAACAUGGAACCCUUGGACAGGUUCGUGAUGAAUGAUGUUUCCUCAGGAAAUAACUCGGCCACUGAUGAGGAUUGGGAUUUUGAACUGAUUGAAGCCCUGUUCGGUGAGGAGAAAAACCAGGGAGAAUGA
Molecule: messenger RNA, 1770 nt
Organism: Glycine soja
Lineage: Eukaryota; Viridiplantae; Streptophyta; Magnoliopsida; Fabales; Fabaceae
Product: two-component response regulator ARR2-like
Exons: 8
Coding region: 1-1770 (589 amino acids)
Biological process (GO): regulation of DNA-templated transcription; phosphorelay signal transduction system
Cellular component (GO): nucleus
Molecular function (GO): DNA binding; DNA-binding transcription factor activity
Source: RefSeq, a predicted model, not a curated record